AUGGUGUACUGGUUUAUGCGGACUGACUUGGGGCUCAUUGACAGCACCGAGAGCGAGCCCUCGGAGUCUCCCACGGAAACAGCCCUUGCCGGACCCGGACCAGUGGCGGAGAACAAGGCAUGGAUUGCGGGUGCAGUCAUCGGACCGGUGGUUCUGGCCUUGGCCUUGGCCCUGGUCCUUGGCUGCGUCUUCUACUUUCGCCCAUGGGCCAAGAAGAUGAAGAAGGCGAGGGAGGGUGCUGCAAAUACGGAUACACCACCGCCUGAGGCAUGGGGGUUCUCUGUUCCGGGAGAGCAUGCCGCACACGAAUAUCACGGCCCCGUGCCGUCUUCCGGGUUCCAGAUAGCGCCGGGAUACGCGGGGGCUGAGCUGGCGUGA
This is a messenger RNA of Metarhizium album ARSEF 1941, 378 nucleotides long. RefSeq lists its product as uncharacterized. Bases 1 to 378 code for a protein of 125 amino acids. The transcript has 2 exons. The record is from RefSeq and is a predicted model, not a curated record. NCBI's taxonomy places the organism in Eukaryota, Fungi, Ascomycota, Sordariomycetes, Hypocreales, Clavicipitaceae.